UUCAUACAUUAUUGCCCUAUUUAUCAGCUUUUCUUCUCAUCUUUUUCUUUGAAUUUGUCUUGUUUUACAGGUGGAAAUACUCAGAGUUGAUUGAGCAUCAAGUGUAGAUAUUGUAAAGUAAUCUACUUUUUCUAAGCAGAAUUACUUGGAAAGAAAGGCAUCCCUUGAUAUUCUUUUUUUUCUUCUUGGGAUUUUGAACAAGCAAACAAUGGAGAAGAUUCUUAGACCGUACGAUAAGGAGUUUAUGAGGAUUGCGAUCUUAAAACAUGAAGAAACAUUCAAACAACAGGUUUAUGAGCUUCAUCGUCUAUAUAGAAUCCAGAAGACAUUGAUGAAAAGCAUGGAAACUAGUACACCCAUCAAUGGAAGAUAUAUUCAUAAUCAGAGUUCAAGAACCAGACUUGACUUGGAACAUCCAGCGGGUGACGAUGACGAUGAUGAAAUCAUAGAUGAAAUUGAGAUUGAAUUGACUUUAGGACCCACAAAGUACGUGUCGAGGAAGAAACAUGGUACUCCCACUUUAACCUCGGAUUCUGGACCCAACAGCUUAUCUUCAUCUUCGACCGAGUCCUGCCAUAUGAUCAACAACAGCAGGCCGAGUAGUUCCAUGGCGACAACCAAACGGAAGGCAAACACAGCAAGAGAGGAAUUCAUUGGUCGUGAGCUGAGACUCCUCCAGGUUACCGACACGACAUUGGGGUAUCAAAAUGGAAGUAAAAACAACGUUGAUCUCGAACAACAACUCAGACAAGACAGAUUAAAUCAGCCCCCUUGGCUUUUCCAAGUUCUAAGUAUGAAUAUUACUUGAAAAAAAAACAAAUGAAAAUCUACUAGGUCCAUAUGAUUAGAUUUUAGAUUGAUGUCUGUGAGGAAGGGUAAGGUUAGUCUGUCUGGUAUUUUUCUUUUCUAAAGUAAAAAUGGGUGAUGGAGUCUUUAUGUAAA
Messenger RNA from Hibiscus syriacus, 942 nucleotides. RefSeq lists its product as uncharacterized. The record is from RefSeq and is a predicted model, not a curated record. The coding region runs from base 209 to 808 and encodes 199 amino acids. NCBI's taxonomy places the organism in Eukaryota, Viridiplantae, Streptophyta, Magnoliopsida, Malvales, Malvaceae. The transcript is spliced from 3 exons.